Rubroshorea leprosula is the source of this 1660-nucleotide messenger RNA. The record is from the annotation of a GenBank genome assembly. Lineage: Eukaryota; Viridiplantae; Streptophyta; Magnoliopsida; Malvales; Dipterocarpaceae.
AUGUUGUUAGACAAGGUUAUGAUCGAGUUUCAAUUAAAGACAUUUACUAUAUGCAACCUUGGAUGGAUAUGCCAGAUGGAUUAGUUUCUUGUAAUUCAGACAAUGCAAUUAGGGUGAUGAAUGAUAUAAUUUCAUAUGCUGGCAAUGUGGAGUUGUGUGUAGACCAUGACAUUAAUAUACCUGAGAUUGUUGAGGGUUCACUAUUGCUCAUAGGACCAGUAGGUAAUGAUAAGGAAGUGUUAGAUAUUGAAGAUGAGGGUGACAAUAGUAGUAGUGAUGUUUCUAUGCAUGGGGAUGAAGGUAAUUUAGGAAGUGAAAAAAGUAGUGAUCUUAAUAGUGGUAGUGAUGAUGUGUUAGUUAUUGACUGGGAGACAAGUUCAGAUGACAGUGCAUGGUCAAUGGGGAGUGACAACACUGAUGAUGAGCAAGUUAGUAUUGCUAAGUUGACUCAGGAGGUUAGGAAGAGAAGGAGAAAUUCCAUAAGAAGCAGUAGAACCAAGGCAGAUGUGCAUACUGCAACUAGGAAUGAGGUGGGAAGAGGUGAUCCAGUUGAUAGCACGCAGCAACUACUUAUUAGUGAUGACAGUGGCUCCUCUACAGAUGAAGAACACAGAGAGCCUGAUUAUGCAAACAGUGAUGAUCCUAGUGCUUGGGAAUUUCAUUGGAAUUCAGAUGAUGAGGAUGACAUCUUUGUGCAACCAGAUCAUGUUGUUAGCAAAAAUGUCUACUAUAACCCAAAAUGGAAGGUCCCAUAUUUUGAUAUUGGGAUGAGGAAUGAACGUACUAGGGUGAGGUUCAGAUGCCAAACAGGGUGCAAAUGGGAGUUGUUUGCCUCCUAUGACCCAAAAUAUGAGUGUUUUGUGGUGAAGACAUAUUAUAGGGAGAAUAGAUGCUUCAAAUCUUAUGAGAAUGAACUUGUAACAUACAAGAUUGUAACAGAUAUUUUUAAAGGAAGGAUUUAUGAAGCACCAUUUACAAAGCCAUCCGAAAUUGUUAAGUGGUGCAAGGCUGAAAUUAAAGUGAACAUCACACUUGACAAGGCAGAAAAGGCAAAGAAGCAUAUUAUGACACAACUGGAGGGUAGCUAUGUUGAUGAAUACAAAUACUUGAAGAGCUAUGCCAAAAUAUUGAAGAAGAGCCAUCCAGAGAAUACUGUUGUUGUCAAUGCCACUGAAACAAGUUCUAGUGAAACUAGAACUUUCCAUAGAAUGUAUGUUUGCCUGCAUUCCCUAAAACAAGGUUGGAAGGAUGGGUGCAAAAGGUUCUUUGGUGUUGAUGGCUAUUUCUUGAAGGGAAUAUGCAAGGGAAUUAUGCUAUCUGCAGUUGGGAAAGAUGGGAACAACCAGAUGUUUCUAAUUAGCAGUAGUGGAGUCUGGAUGUCUUGAGUCAUGAGUAAUAUAAAUAUUAUAUCAUGUUCUAUCAACACACUAAAUGGAUUAUACGAUAUCUCUGGUGUGGAAGUCGGCCAACAUUUAUAUUGGCAAAUCGGAAGUUUCCAAGUCCAUGCCCAAGUUCGUAUUACUUCUUGGGUUGUAAUUGCUAUCUUAUGAGGUUUUGCCGUUAUUGCAGUUCGGAAUCCAGAAACUAUUCCAACUGACGGUCAAAAUUUCUUCAAAUAUGUUCUUGAAUUCAUUCGAGACAUGGGCAAAACUCAUAUUGG